UCCCACAGGCAGACCUUGGAGAGGAUCAUCUCUUCACUAUAGAGCUGUCACAGAGAGUUGUAUGAAGGGCCCAGGGGACAGACUGGGAAAAUGCUCUUGUAUACCAAGAGGAUGUCACGCCAGGUUAAACUUGGGACACAGAAUGAGGAAAAGCACGGAGAGAGAAGCUCAAACUUCGAUGAAUUCACCAGCAUUUCCUGGAUUUCCCUACAAUCUGUAGGUGCAGAACUGAUUUACUGAGACAAAAACAGCACAGCCAGCGAAGACAAUGUCUUUUCUGUCUGCCUCAGCUUAGCAGCGCUGCCCUGCCUCCAGGUCCACAUUUGACAUUGGCCCUGUUUAUCUGUCGGGAGCAAGAAGCCAGCAGCGGGACUGUCUCUCAUGUCAUCGCUGACAUGAUGCUGCCGACACUGACAGGGAUAAUGCCGAUGAUGAUGAUGAUGAUGAUGAUGAAGAUGAUAUCUAAAACAGGCCAGUCACACAGCUGACAGUCUUGCAGCACACAAACACACAUCCACAGAUUGUUUGUCCAUUAAGACAAGAGCAGAAACAGAAGGAGCUGGUCAAUGUGGAGUCAAAGGCCCUGUUUAUCUGGAAGUACAUCUCUGCAUCUCAGGACGAGUAUACCAUCUGGACACCUGUGAUGAUGGUCCUGUAGUCCUCUUAUUGGAUCUCUCUGAAAGGAGCCGAUCAUGGCCAGCAUGGCGCUUCAGCUCCUUGGCUUCUUCUUAGGAUUGCUGGGGUUUACAGGAACUAUAGUUGCAACCCUGCUCCCUCACUGGCGCAGCAGAGCUCAUGUGGAUGGUAACAUUAUCACAGCCACCGGGUACAUGAAGGGCCUGUGGAUGGAGUGUGUCUGGCGCAGCACUGGUAUUUACCAGUGCGAGCUGUACAGGUCUCUGCUGGCGUUGCCACCCGACCUGCAGGCUGCCCGGGCGCUCAUGGUAAUCUCCUGUCUCACCUCAGUCCUGGCAUCUCUGGUCUCUGUAACUGGGAUGAAAUGUACCCGCUUCGCCCGGGGUUCGCUGAUUAAAUCUCCCCUGGUCCUGAGCGGUGGGAUUUGUUUUCUUUGUGCUGGGCUUCUUUGCCUGGUCACCGUGUCCUGGACCACCAAUGAGGUCAUCAAGAAUUUCUACAACCCAUUAAUUCACAGUGGAAUGAAGUAUGAGAUCGGACUGGCUGUGUAUCUCGGAUACGCCUCGGCCUGUCUCAGUCUGGCCGGGGGAAUGGUGCUUUGUUGGAGCAGCAGUGGCGACAGGUCACGGCAGAGUCCCCCCCAUACGCAGAGGGGUCAGUCAUCACACCUUCCCCCUGUCUUCAACAACUUACAUCCGCCUGCUCCACCCUACAGGCCCCCCGAGGCCCUGAAAGGCAACCAUGCUCCCUCGCUUUGCUCCGCUUCCAGCAGUGGCUAUAGGCUCAAUAACUAUGUCUAAGACUAAGAGGAAUACUGAAACAAUAACUGUGAGACGACAUGGACCCUUUUUUCAAUAUUUUUAAGUUUUAUGUCCUGCGUACCCAUAAAAGGAUCAGCUGGAAAAGAGAAGACCCCCAUAAUGCAAAACACCAAAGUCAGAUUUGAACAGAUAUUUGCCUCUGUCUUUCCUCUAACAUAAACAACCAAGAGCCUUGGCUAGUCUUGUCUUAGCCCUGUAAGGCUUUUCCUAUGCACCUGAAGGACCAGAAGGUGGCAGUGUUUUACAGGAAAUCAUCACAGAAAAGACGAUAUAAAUGAUAUUCCAUGUUCUUUGCUGUGACUCUCAUGUUAUUGGAUCAUUUAUCUGGCCUUCUUCCUAGAUGGGAUUUAACUCUUUCUGAAAGGCAGUUCCCUUUAAAGAAAAAGAUUUUAUGUCAGUACUCAGUGUUUUAAAGGAUUUUCAUGACACUGAAAAUAAAACCUGACACUAUAAGUUGUCUAAAAAUGUGCACUAGUGUUAAUAAAUGAUUAAAUGUUAUAUUGUUACUAGUGUAAGCAUCCUCUGAUAAAAGGGACUGGAAAAGGCCGUUGCAAAUUUAUGAUCACAAGUGACAUUUUCACAUUAAACCCAUGUUUGUAAAAUAAUAGAUUGUUAGAAGUUUAACACCCAGAAAACCUUUUUUGUAUGUGUUAAGUACCAGGCCUGUCUGUGAAGCUCCAUUAAAAUAUAAUUUCAA
Pelmatolapia mariae (spotted tilapia) is the source of this 2154-nucleotide messenger RNA. Its product is annotated as claudin-14-like. Gene Ontology annotation, biological process: cell adhesion; bicellular tight junction assembly. Lineage: Eukaryota; Metazoa; Chordata; Actinopteri; Cichliformes; Cichlidae. Gene Ontology annotation, cellular component: bicellular tight junction; plasma membrane. Gene Ontology annotation, molecular function: structural molecule activity. The transcript has 4 exons. The coding region runs from base 693 to 1436 and encodes 247 amino acids. The record is from RefSeq and is a predicted model, not a curated record.